Mucor mucedo is the source of this 1242-nucleotide messenger RNA. RefSeq names its product mitochondrial carrier domain-containing protein. The record is from RefSeq and is a predicted model, not a curated record. Gene Ontology annotation, cellular component: mitochondrion. Lineage: Eukaryota; Fungi; Mucoromycota; Mucoromycetes; Mucorales; Mucoraceae. The transcript has 3 exons. Gene Ontology annotation, molecular function: pyrimidine nucleotide transmembrane transporter activity. Bases 271 to 1086 code for a protein of 271 amino acids. Gene Ontology annotation, biological process: pyrimidine nucleotide import into mitochondrion.
AUUUUUUUAAUUUUUUUUUUUUUAAUACAAAGAAAUGACAGCAGUGACAACAGCAACUUACCUUGACACACCUAAAUUAAAGGUUACCAAAGACUCCAAAUCCUAUGUUCACUUCAUUGCUGGAGGUGUUGGAGGUCUUGCAGGUGCUUUGUGUACAUCUCCUUUGGAUGUGGUAAAAACUAGAUUACAGGUAAUAUAAAAUAUGUUAUUAUAUGUAUAAAUAUCUAACCUCUUUUGUUCUUUCUACAGUCUACAUUUUAUCAACAAACAAUGAGACAAUCAAACACUCAUGCAAAUGGGUUUAUCUUUGGUCAUUUCCUAGAGACCGGAAGAUUAUUAGUACGUAUCAAGAAGGUAGAAGGAUUCAGUGGAUAUUUUAAAGGAUUAGGACCAAAUCUUGUGGGAGUUAUUCCAGCUAGAUCAAUCAACUUUUUUACAUAUGGCAAUGGCAAGAGAAUUUACACUGAAUUGAACCAUGGUAAAGAAACUGCGGGGGUCCAUUUGAUUUCAGCAGCUACAGCAGGUGCCAUCACAUCUACAGCAACCAACCCCAUUUGGGUGAUCAAGACAAGAUUGCAACUACAAGGCAAUGGAGUGAAUCGAUAUGGUAGCAGUAUUGAUUGUCUUUUUGGUAUUCUCCGUGAGGAAGGAGUAAGAGGAUUGUAUAAAGGCAUGAGUGCAUCCUAUCUAGGUGUGGUGGAAGGUACAAUCCAAUGGGGUAUUUAUGAGAAUCUGAAAAAGAGAUGGAGUGUUCCCAAGGAUCAAAUCCAAUCAAAUCAAAGAUUGAUUGGAGGUAAGACAGUUCAGGAUUGGGCAGGUCAUUUAGGUGCAGCAGCAACAUCCAAAUUUAUUGCAGCAUGUAUAGCGUAUCCACAUGAAGUGAUUCGUACACGACUUAGACAGCCAUCUGAAAAUGGUGUUCGUAAAUAUACUGGUAUUUGGCAAUGCUUACGUCUGGUUGCUAGGGAAGAGGGCGCAGCUGCAUUAUACGGUGGCAUGACUGCUCAUUUACUAAGAGUCGUACCCAAUGCUGCCAUCAUGUUUUUCUGUUAUGAAGCCAUUGUUCAAAAGUACGGUGACUCAUAAUUCUAUUUCUUUUCCUUCUUUCCCUACCAUUUGUAUAUUUUCUUUUUUUUUUUCUCGCAUAUUAUUUUAGAUGUAUAUCCCCUUAAUCAUUAGCCUUGUUUUAUUUGUCGCUGACUUGAAAUAAACAAAUAAAUGAAAAUUUCUUUUUUUUUUCUC